AAACGCAGAGUCCCAAUCUUGCCCCUGCAGUUCUGUUGACGUGGUAACGGUCACUGUUGACAGUUGAAGUGGAAAUCUGAAGAUAUUCAUGACUAAAAAGUAGCAUUUCAAGAGAGAAGUCAUGCUGGACUUUGCCAUCUUUGCUGUCACAUUUGUCAUAAUCCUGGUCGGUGCUGUUCUCUAUUUGUACCCGACAUCCAGAAAGGCCUCUGGCAUCCCAGGUCUCAACCCCACAGAUGAGAAGGAUGGGAACCUGCAGGACAUUGUGAACAGAGGCAGUCUGCACGAGUUCCUGGUCAGUCUGCAUCAGCAGUUUGGACCUGUGGCAUCCUUCUGGUUUGGAGGUCGGCCAGUGGUCAGUCUGGGAUCAGUGCAGCAGCUACGGCAACACAUCAACCCUAACCAUGCCACUGACUCCUUUGAGACGAUGCUGAAGUCGCUGCUGGGUUACCAGUCAGGAAUCGGAGGUGGGGCCACAGAGAACAUACUACGGAAGAAGUCAUACGAGAGUGCCAUCAACAACACAUUAAAGAACAACUUCCCUCUAGUGCUCAAGCUGGCAGAUGAGCUGGUGGGAAAGUGGAAGUCAUUCCCGGAGGAUCAACACACCCCUUUGUGCGCCCACCUGCUGGGUCUCGCCAUGAAGACUGUCACCCAGCUGGCUCUGGGAGAGAGCUACAAGGACAAUGCUGAGGUCAUUUCCUUUCGCAAGAACCACGACGCGAUCUGGUCAGAAAUCGGGAGAGGCUACUUGGAUGGUUCUCUGGAGAAAAGCUCCAGUAGAAAAGGACAUUAUGAGAAGGCUCUGUCAGAGAUGGAGUCCGUCCUGCUGUCAGUUGCGAGGGAGAGGAAAGCCCAGAGGAAGCAGACAGUGUUUGUGGAUGCUCUGCUUCAGUCCAGCCUCACAGAACGACAGAUCAUGGAGGACUGCAUGGUUUUCACUCUAGCUGGAUGUGCAAUCACUGCCAACUUGUGCAUCUGGGCACUUCGCUUUCUGUCCACCUCAGAAGAAGUCCAGGACAAACUCUACCAGGAGUUGGAGGAGGUUUUGGGCUCUGAUCCAAUUUCCUUGGACAAAAUCCCUCAGCUCAGAUACUGCCAGCAGGUCCUCAAUGAGACGGUGAGGACGGCUAAACUGACACCAGUCGCGGCUCGGCUUCAGGAAGUGGAGGGCAAAGUCGAUCAACACGUCAUCCCCAAAGAGACUUUAGUAAUCUACGCUUUGGGAGUGGUUCUGCAAGACUCUGAGACCUGGAGCGCUCCAUACAGGUUUGAUCCUGAUAGAUUUGAGGAGGAAUCAGUCAAGAAAAGCUUCUGCCUGCUCGGGUUUUCUGGGAAUCAGACGUGCCCAGAGCUCAGGUUUGCGUACACAGUCGCUACAGUCCUGCUCAGCACGUUGGUGCGGCAGCUGAAGCUCCACCAGCUGAAGGGACAGGUCAUGGAGGUCAGAUCAGAGCUGGUGUCCACACCUAAAGACGAAACCUGGAUCACCGUCAGCAGAAGAAGCUAGUCUUUAAAUGAAUCCUCCUGCAUUUUGAUUAAAACAAUUACCAGCAAAGUAUUUCAUGAAUGUUGAAGCCAGAGAAGCAUUCUUUUUUUCAACCAAUCAUUCACAAUAACUCUAUCUUUUUUAAGAUUAUGAUGGCUUAUUUUCAUCGUUCUCAAAAUCAACAUAGUUGAAUCAUUUCUGAACACUAAUUCUGUUUUUUUACCUACAACUUUCACCUCUAGAAUCUUUCUGUGAUUGUCUUUCUGGUGCUUUUAACUGUAGAUAAAUCUGAGGCCUUACACACGUUAUCACAUCUGCUGUCUGUCCAUAGAACAGAUUUUUACUUGUUGAAAGACUCCAUCUGUUAACUCUGUGGUUUAGUACUCCACAAAGUAGAAAGAAAAAACAUUUGCUGCCAAGCACAACUGCCUGAAGUCAAAAUUCUGUUUCACAAUUGGUUCUGUUGUUUCUUUUUACAACCCACAUGGCAGUCAGAAAUGUCUUUCCCUUUUUAGACACAGCUGUAUCUUACAAAUGAUUAAAUAUGUACAAGGGUU
Molecule: messenger RNA, 2046 nt
Organism: Notolabrus celidotus (New Zealand spotty)
Lineage: Eukaryota; Metazoa; Chordata; Actinopteri; Labriformes; Labridae
Gene: cyp20a1
Product: cytochrome P450 20A1
Exons: 13
Coding region: 122-1510 (462 amino acids)
Cellular component (GO): membrane
Molecular function (GO): oxidoreductase activity, acting on paired donors, with incorporation or reduction of molecular oxygen; iron ion binding; heme binding
Source: RefSeq, a predicted model, not a curated record